CUUGUCUCCAUUCUUUUCGCUGGCACCAGAAGAAGAAUAAGCAUCAGAGCAUCAGAGAUCUUUGCGCUGGUUUAUAGGAUCGGAUCUCCGACUCGAAUCUGUGUCAAUCUGAAAUCUACUGGAUAAAACAAUACAAUUGGAGAUGUUAUUGAACAUGAAGCACAUCUUCUGGUUCAUUUGUGUCUGCAGCGCUGUAACGCAGGACGACUCAUCAGUGCGUCGGAUGCGGGUGGAGAAAAGUCCUCCAGUUCGAGGCUCAUUGGCGGAGCGGGUGGUUCUGCCCUGUCAUUUCUCCAUCCUACAGUCCCUCGCUGGCACCACCAGCCCCCCCAGCGGCCUUCAGGACCCUCUCCGCAUCAAAUGGACUAAACUGGAGGGAGAAACAGAAGUCACGGUGCUGGUGGCCCAGAAUGGGGGGAUCAAGGUCGGGUCAGAAUUCAAAGAUAGGGUGUCGGUGCCCAGACAGCCUGAGGACAGGGGUGAUGCGUCUCUGACCAUCGUGAGCCUCAGGGCGAGUGACGCGGGGGUCUUCAGAUGUGAGGUUAUGCAUGACAUUGAGGACACUCAGGAUUCUGUCACCCUGGAUGUCAGCGGUGUUGUAUUUCAUUAUCGCACCAACAGCAGUCGCUACACGUUAGACUUCGAGCUUGCCAAGCAGACGUGUGCUGAUGUGGGCGCGACGAUCGCCACGUUUGAGCAGCUGAACUCAGCGUUUGAGGACGGGCUGGAUCAGUGUGAUGCUGGAUGGCUGGCCGAUCAAACCGUCAGAUACCCCAUAACAAAACCGCGAGACGGUUGCCAUGGCGACAUGACAAUGAAGCCGGGAGUUCGAUCGUAUGGAAUCAGAGAUCCAGCAGAAACCUAUGAUGUGUACUGUUAUGUUGGAACACUUCAGGGUGAGGUGAUCUACGCACCGGGUGACCAGAAGAAGACUCUGGAUGAGGCCAGACAGGCGUGUGAGAGAGAAGAUGCAGUUCUGGCGUCUCCGGGUCAUCUGCACGCCGCCUGGAGGAACGGCAUGGACCGCUGCGAUUACGGCUGGCUGUCUGACGGCAGCGCACGCUAUCCUGUCUCUUUUCCCAGAAUGCAGUGCGGCGGAGGACAGCUGGGAGUCAGGACUCUGUAUCGCUUCGUCAACCAGACGGGAUUUCCAUUACCCAGUGAGAAACUCGGUGCAUACUGUUUUAAAGCAUGGGAACCCACGACAGCUCCCACAACCGUGUCCACAGUUAUGCCCACAGCAUCUCUGAUUCCUGACACCCUGACACCAUUCUUGCCUCCUUCAAUACAGACUCAUGACUCCACAGAAGAGCCGCCGUCCAUGUUCUCCACCAGCAUGGCUCCACGUGACACAUCCGUCACUGUCACACCUGCUGAAUCUGAGAUGAUUUCUGACGAGACCUCUCCAUCCCCGUUCGCCGACUAUGAAGACAAACACCCCUCUUUGGUGCAGGCAGCACCUAAUCCUCCUGCUGCCGAGGCUUUCACUGAAAUGCCCAGCUAUUCCGAAUCCUUUUUCUCUAUCCAGCUACCCCUUCAGACCAGCAGAGGGUUCGAGCACAUGGACACUCCUCAUGGAGAAUAUAGUGGCUUUGAGGGCAGCAUCAGUGGGGACGUGGACGCUCCCGAGGUCGUGCAUUCUACUGCACCUGUGUUUGUUACGGCCAAUCCAGGUGAUCCAGAAAAACCAGCCAUUGUUUACAAAGAGGAAGAAAGCACAGCCAACACGACUCAAGAGGGGCUGAUCGUGUCCACCGGGGUCGUGCACGCUGAGAAUAUCAAACCCAUGACGAUCGGCAACCUUCCACUGAGCACAGACGAUCAGAAGCUAAUUAAUCUCUUCGUCGUGGACAUUCCCGAGACAAACAACUCAUUGACGCACAUGGAUAUGUCCAGACAAAUUGAUGAAGUUCUAAAAUUUCUCGGAGAACCAGUGCCCUCCUUUCCUCUUCUGUCUGGUGAAAAUGAGCCUCCUCUGGGCAGCGGAGAUCUCGAUUCAUAUCACUCAACGUCUGUUACCACCCCAGAACUAAGUUUCAUCAAUGGAAAACAUGAGCUGACUUUCACUCCAGACACUAAACAAACUCAGGAGGCCAGAAGAGACCAGUUUGACACCGCUAUCCCAGUAACAGAAGAAAACAUCUCUGAUUAUGAGAUUGACCUGACCACCGAGGAGACUGAGAAAGUCACAUCUUCUCCUGAGAUAGAGGGAUCUGGCUUAGCAGCAAGAAGCCCGACCGAGUCCCAUAUCACACCGACAGAGAGCUUUAAAAUGAUAACCAGCACUGUGUUGAUUACAUCCGCAACCAAAUACCCGAGCCAUGAGAUGCCCUCACAAGCUACAACGUUUGGCAUGCCAGUGUUUGAAGAGGGUUCGGGUAUGCGGCCAACAGAUGAUGAAGAAGAUUCAGUUCCCCCUGAAGGUUCAGCGGAAGAACCACUGCCAACAACAAAAUCUCAGGGUUUGGAUGGAGUGGCUACUGAUGAGACAGAAAUUCUUGAACCAGAAGAGACUACAGAGACGCUUACACUGGAGGGCUCCACCCAGGCACCUUCUGACACAUUUAAAAAAACUCCAGAACCUUCACAAUCCAGCGCCCUUGACGAAGUUAAGCAACCAGACACCGAAGAUUUUGAGGGGUCCACCUCAACUGAUGAUGAGGGCUCGGGCUCGGGACAAGAUUCAUAUCCAUCUAAGGGAGCAAAACAUCCAACAUCAGCUCCAACUUUUCCUGUUUACACUCAAAGCUUCACAGCUUCCUUAACAAAUGAUCCUAAAGCACAAGGAAAACCUGUUGAUUCAACUACACCCAGCACAGACCCCAGAGCUGUUUCGACUUCUCAAGCAGAAACCAUCUCAGAAGAGAGGACUGUCCCUACAAAAGAAUCUCAUGGACAAGACAAAGAGACUACAAGGAGUUCUUUACUGGUGUCUGAAACUGAAACCAGUACAAGCACCACAUUCACAUUUAAUGAGGACAUGAGCUCGGGUGAUCUGCCUGAUGAAGCGUUCUCAAAACAACCUCUCGUUGCUUCUACUGUACCAUCCCUCCACAUCCAACAAACCCAAGAAACAAGUUUCAGUUCCACUCAGAUCAUGUCCGAGUUCACAACACAACAUUCAGUGAGCACCUCUUCUCCAUCUGAUCUUCAUAAAGAAAUACCUUCUUCACAAGAAACAGUUCUCAUCCAAACAACACCUACAGAUCAGAUGACACAGUCAGUACAGAGUUUAGAGGAGACAACCCAGUCAGUGCAAACAGCAUCGGAGACAACAGACUCUGUGCAAACUUUAGAGGGGACACCUCAGUCAGUGCAGACUGUAGAGGAGACAACAGACUCUGUGCAAAAUUUAGAGGGGACACCUCAGUCAGUGCAGACUGUAGAGGAGACAACAGACUAUGUUCAAACUUUAGAGGGGACACCUCAGUCAGUGCAGACUGUAGAUGAGACAACAGACUAUGUUCAAACUUUAGAGGGGACACCUCAGUCAGUGCAGACUGUAGAGGAGACGACAGACUCUGUGCAAACUUUAGAGGGGACACCUCAGUCAGUGCAGACUGUAGAGGAGACAACAGACUCUGUGCAAACUUUAGAGGGGACACCUCAGUCAGUGCAGACUGCAGAGGAGACAACAGACUCUGUGCAAACUUUAGAGGGGACACCUCAGUCAGUGCAGACUGGAGAGGAGACAACAGACUCUGUGCAAACUUUAGAGGGGACACCUCAGUCAGUGCAGACUGCAGAGGAGACGACAGACUCUGUGCAAACUUUAGAGGGGACACCUCAGUCAGUGCAGACUGUAGAGGAGACAACAGACUCUGUGCAAACUUUAGAGGGGACACCUCAGUCAGUGCAGACUGCAGAGGAGACAACAGACUCUGUGCAAACUUUAGAGGGGACACCUCAGUCAGUGCAGACUGUAGAGGAGACAACAGACUAUGUUCAAACUUUAGAGGGGACACCUCAGUCAGUGCAGACUGUAGAUGAGACAACAGACUAUGUUCAAACUUUAGAGGGGACACCUCAGUCAGUGCAGACUGUAGAGGAGACAACAGACUCUGUGCAAACUUUAGAGGGGACACCUCAGUCAGUGCAGACUGCAGAGGAGACAACAGACUCUGUGCAAACUUUAGAGGGGACACCUCAGUCAGUGCAGACUGCAGAGGAGACAACAGACUCUGUGCAAACUUUAGAGGGGACACCUCAGUCAGUGCAGACUGCAGAGGAGACAACAGACUCUGUGCAAACUUUAGAGGGGACACCUCAGUCAGUGCAGACUGGAGAGGAGACAACAGACUCUGUGCAAACUUUAGAGGGGACACCUCAGUCAGUGCAGACUGCAGAGGAGACAACAGACUCUGUGCAAACUUUAGAGGGGACACCUCAGUCAGUGCAGACUGCAGAGGAGACAACAGACUCUGUGCAAACUUUAGAGGGGACACCUCAGUCAGUGCAGACUGCAGAGGAGACAACAGACUCUGUGCAAACUUUAGAGGGGACACCUCAGUCAGUGCAGACUGCAGAGGAGACAACAGACUCUGUGCAAACUUUAGAGGGGACACCUCAGUCAGUGCAGACUGGAGAGGAGACAACAGACUCUGUGCAAACUUUAGAGGGGACACCUCAGUCAGUGCAGACUGCAGAGGAGACAACAGACUCUGUGCAAACUUUAGAGGGGAUAACAGACACAGCGCAGACUUUAAAGGACACAAGUGACUCAUUGCAGACUUUAGAAGACACAACCCAGUCAGUCCAGACAGUAGAGGGUACAUCCCAGUCAGUGCCGAUUUUAGAGGAGAUAACAGACUCUGUGCAAAUUUUAGAGGACAAAACCGACUGGGUGCAGACCUUGGAGGGAACAUCCCAGUCACUGCACACUUUAGAGGAGACAAUAGACUCAGUGCAGAUUUUACAGGACAAAAAUUACUCAGUUGACACUUCAGAGGAGACAAAGCAGGACAUUUCUAUACUUGAGCAGUCAACACAGAAGCCUCUGAGCCCAUCUAUCUCAGAUGAUUCUACAGAACCGCAUGUGCAAGAAACAGUUCAUGUCUUAGAUAGAGAAACAGCCUCUGUUACAGAAGACAUUCCCACCACUACCAUUCCCACAACUACUGUGGCAUUCGAGGAAGAGGUUGAUUAUGAAAAUGGACCUGGUGCUUCAAUAGUUGAGGGACAACCAGAAUCCAGGAGCGAGUUUACCACAAGUCAACCAGAGUCCUGGACUGAUGUCAGCUACCACAUCAUGAGCCCCAUAACUUAUCCUCAGGAUCUCCAGAUUUGCUCAGUCAAUGUGUGCAAGAAUGGAGGAACAUGUUAUUCUAAUGAAAGAGGAAACAUUUGUUCCUGCAUGCCGGGAUUCAGUGGAGAAUACUGUGAAAAUGACAUUGAUGAAUGCGAGUCAAACCCCUGCCGUAAUGGAGCUACAUGCAUUGAUGGGAAAAACUCUUUUGAAUGUCUCUGUCUGCCCAGCUAUUCUGGAACUCUCUGUGAGCAAGAUACUCAGACGUGUGCGUAUGGCUGGCACAAGUUUCAGAGUCACUGUUAUAAGUACUUCACACAUCAUCUGACAUGGGACGCUGCGGAGAGAGAGUGUCGUAUACACGGAGGACAUCUCACCAGCGUUCUGUCUCAAGAGGAGCAGAUGUUUGUCAAUCGUUUGGCACAUGAAUAUCAGUGGAUUGGGCUCAAUGAUAAAAUGUUUGAGGGAGAUUUCCGCUGGACCGAUGGAAACCCGAUGCAAUUCGAGAACUGGAGAUCGGAUCAGCCCGACAACUUCUUCUCGGCUGGCGAGGACUGCGUGGUGAUGAUCUGGCAUGCAGACGGCCAGUGGAACGAUGUGCCGUGUAACUACCGCAUGCCCUUCACCUGCAAGAAGGGCACAGUAUCCUGCUCUCAGCCUCCUGUCGUGGAGAACACACAUAUCUACGGCUUUAAACCGCACUAUGAGGUGAACUCGCUGGUGAGAUAUCACUGCAAGAAAGGCUUCAUUCAGAGACACGUGCCCACUAUCAGAUGCCGAGAGGACGGCCGCUGGGACGAACCUAGAGUCACGUGUAUAAAUCCAUCUGCUUACCAGAAGGCAUACACACACAUACACCAGAACGACAACUUUAAGAAUGUUAAGAAACACAACGAUGAGUCGACUCAGAACAGUGAACGCUGGUCAAUUAAAGACAACUUCAAACAAUGAUCUCCGAACACAGUGAACAGCUCCGGUCCAAAGGGACGAAACCCAACCAUGUGCCUGAUGAAUGUUUGUGAAGCAGAGACGUGAAGAACCCUGAGAGACUGCAACACACACACACACACACACAAGAUCAUCAGCCUACUUAGAGACGAGUCUACUUGAUUCUAUGCAAUAACAAAUGAAAUCACAUACAGUAUUAUAUUAGCGGAGGUGGGGGGUAAUGUCAUGUAUAUAGUGGAGGUGAUGAUCAUGAAGAGUAAAAACAGCUGUGAAUGGUGACUUUUUAAACUUUUGCUAGAGGGGAAAUCUCAGUUGUGAUAUAAACACUGCGGUAACUAAUGCAAUAGAAACACAACCAUCCCAGAGAAACACAAUGGACCACAUCUCAUGACUGGACAACAGUUCUUCAUCAUGAUCUUCCUCACUGGAUUACACAAAUAAUAAUCACAAAACUCAACUCAUAUUCACAUAUGGCUUUAAAAUAUAUCGCCUGUUUUUAUAUGUGGGUUUGUUAUAUUUAACCAUUUGUACCUUUUAAAAAAAACGAAUGUCAUGGUAAAAUAUGAAUACUGUAGGGGACCUACGUGCGGUUGAAUGUGUCAGCCGUUUAUUGUCGGACAUUAUUACAAAUGUUAUAGCCAUAGAAGUUUAAUUUAUUGCUGAAAAUACAUUUAACAAUGAACGAACUGUGAGAUUUUGAAUAAUAAAGCGCUAUUGGAAUAUCAACAACAGUUUCGUUGUGAGUGGUCUCAACGGUGAUGCCACACAUUUCUCACCAUGUG
Molecule: messenger RNA, 6975 nt
Organism: Triplophysa dalaica
Lineage: Eukaryota; Metazoa; Chordata; Actinopteri; Cypriniformes; Nemacheilidae
Gene: vcanb
Product: versican b
Exons: 15
Coding region: 143-6196 (2017 amino acids)
Biological process (GO): cell adhesion
Molecular function (GO): hyaluronic acid binding; calcium ion binding
Source: RefSeq, a predicted model, not a curated record